AUGCCUGGACGUGUGGUUGACCAGGCCAAGAAGAGAGUGCUUACGGACGCCACCAAUACACACAAUGCCGUCAAGUCCCCUCCCUCCGCAAAGAAGCGAAAGCUCAACGGCAAUGGUCCGCAUGUCAGUUUCGGGUCGUCUCAGGCAGGUCCCAAUGGCUUCAGGUCGAAGCUGGGCUCAAGCCAGCCCAAGAGCCAGUUUGAGACCGAAGUGCUGGAGAAGAUGACCCAGGAUAUUUCCGGGUUGAAACAGAGCAAUGCCGAGAAAGACCAGCAAUGGGAUCGACCAAGCCUGGACGAUUUCGAUCCUCAGAGAGACGCCUUGCGCUUCCAACAGAUAGAGAUUGAAGAGGGUACGCUGCACGGUGGAAAGACAACGCUGAAGAUGUUUGGCGUCUCAGAGACUGGACACUCCAUCCUCCUCCAUGUCACCGAUUUCCUCCACUAUCUAUACGUCGCGGCACCCGUCAGCUUCCAGCGGCAAGAUGUGGAGGGUUACAAGGCGUAUCUCGAGGCUCAGCUGGCUCAGCAUCAACCCGUCAUCCAUUCCGUGCAAAUGGUGCUCCGGGAGAACCUGUAUGGGUUUCAGGGCAAUCAGAAGAGCCCUUAUCUGAAAAUCACAGUGACCGAUCCCAAAUAUAUCAACAGGCUUCGGACCUCGAUCGAGGACGGUGCUGCCAACUACAAAGGGAUGUGGAAGGGCGUUGACAGUAAGAUCUUGACUUUCGACAUCAUCCAAUAUGUUCUGCGAUUUAUGAUCGAUACCGGCGUUGCUGGAAUGUCUUGGGUCGAGGUCCCGGCAAAAAAGUACCAUGUCCUGCCUCAAUACGAACGUCAGUCCAAUUGCCAGAUCGAGGCACACUGUCAUUACCGAGACUUGAUCGCCCAUGGGCACGAAGGCGAGUGGGCUAAAAUGGCUCCCUUGCGGAUUCUGUCUUUCGACAUUGAAUGCGCCGGUCGCAAAGGGAUCUUCCCAGAAGCCAACCAAGAUCCUGUCAUCCAAAUCGCAAACGUGGUGACCAAGUACGGUGACUCGAGACCAUUCGUACGCAAUGUUUUUGUGCUGGACACUUGCAGCUUGAUCGUCAAUACGCAAAUCUACGAGUACGAUUCGGAGUCGAAGAUGCUCAUGGGCUGGAGGGAUUUCCUUGAGAAGGUCGACCCAGACGUCAUCAUCGGGUACAACAUCGCCAACUUUGAUUUCCCAUAUCUCCUCGAUCGAGCAAAGCAUUUGAAAUUGUCAAAGUUUCCAUACUGGUCGCGGCUGAAGAGCGUGGUGUCGCAAGCGAAAGACACCAAUUUCUCCAGCAAGCAGAUGGGCAACCGUGACACCAAGGCUACGAACACCAACGGGCGCAUCCAACUGGAUCUACUCCAGCUCGUCCAGAGGGACCAUCAGUUGCGCAGCUACACCCUGAACUCCGUGUGUGCUCACUUUCUCGGAGAGCAGAAGGAGGAUGUCCACCAUACCAUGAUCACUGAACUCUUCAAUGGCACGCCAGAUUCGAGACGACGUUUAGCCGUGUACUGUCUCAAGGAUGCCUAUUUGCCACAACGUCUCAUGGACAAGUUGAUGUGUCUGGUCAACUACACCGAGAUGGCCAGAGUCACCGGUGUGCCUUUCAACUAUCUGCUAUCUCGUGGUCAACAAGUCAAAUUCAUCAGUCAGCUUUUCCGAAAGGCAUUGGAGCAACAGUUGGUCAUCCCGAACCUUCUAACGAAGGCUUCGGACGAACAGUAUGAAGGUGCCACCGUGAUCGAGCCGAUUCGAGGCUAUUACGACGUGCCUGUUGCGACUCUUGAUUUUGCAUCACUGUACCCAUCCAUCAUCCAAGCUCACAACUUGUGUUACACCACUUUAUUGAACAAGAACAUCAUCGAGAAACUCAAUCUGAAAAAGGAUGAGGACUACAUAUUGACGCCCAACGGUGACCUCUUCUGCACUGCAAAGGUCCGGAAAGGACUGCUUACCCAAAUCUUGGAAGAGUUGUUGGGUGCACGUAAGCGCGCGAAGAAGGAGCUCGCUGUUGAGAAGGACCCUUUCAAAAAGGCAGUGCUCAACGGUCGUCAAUUGGCGUUGAAAGUAUCAGCAAACUCUGUCUACGGCCUCACGGGCGCCACGGUGGGGAAACUACCGUGUCUCGCAAUUGCCUCCAGCACCACGGCCUACGGGCGACAAAUGAUUGAGAAAACCAAGCAUGAAGUCGAAACAAAAUACACCAUCGCCAACGGCUACUCUCACGACGCGCAGGUCAUCUACGGUGACACCGAUUCGGUCAUGGUCAAGUUCGGAGAAAAAGACCUUUCCAAAACCAUGGCCCUGGGACAAGAAGCCGCCGACUAUGUCUCGGCCAAGUUCAUCAAACCCAUCAAGCUGGAGUUCGAGAAGGUGUACUUCCCGUACCUGCUGAUCAACAAAAAGAGAUAUGCCGGUCUGUACUGGACCAACCCCGACAAGUACGACAAGAUGGACACCAAAGGGAUCGAAACGGUCCGUCGAGACAACUGCCGACUGGUGCAGAUUGUGAUUGAGACUGUGCUGAAGAAAAUCUUGAUUGAUCGCGACCUGGACGGCGCGCAGGACUACGUCAAAGAGACGAUCGCCAAUCUGCUGCAGAAUAAGAUCGACCUCAGCAUGCUGGUCAUCACCAAAGCCCUCAGCAAGAGCGACUACACGGCCAAGCAAGCACACGUCGAGCUCGCCGAGCGCAUGAAGAAGCGCGACGCAGGGUCGGCGCCCGCGCUGGGCGACCGAGUGGCCUAUGUGAUUGUCAAGGGCGCAGGAGGCAGCAAGAACUACGAGAAAUCCGAAGACCCGAUCUACGUGCUGGAGAACAACGUCCCCAUUGACACCAAAUACUAUCUCGACAACCAGCUGGCCAACCCGCUCGGCCGCAUCUUCGAGCCCAUCCUCGGCGAGCGCCGCGCCAAUUCCCUGCUGGCCGGCGACCACACCCGCUCCAUCUCUGUCGCGGCCCCCACGCUCGGCGGCUUGAUGAAGUUCGCCAAGAAGACCCAGACCUGCAUGGGCUGCAAGAAGCCGCUGGUCGGCGCAGAGGAGGCCAAGGGCGCCGUCUGCGAGAACUGCAGGCCGCGCAUCGGCGAGCUCUACACAAAACACGUCAAGAAGGUCGGCGAGCUGGAGGUCCGCUUCAGCCGUCUCUGGACCCAGUGCCAGCGCUGCCAGGGCAGCAUGCACUCCGAGGUCCUCUGCAGUUCCAGGGAUUGUCCUAUCUUCUAUAUGCGCAUGAAGGCCCGCAAAGAGGUCGAAGAGGGUGGCCGUGAGCUCUCGCGGUUCGAUCACGACGUCGGGGCCAUCUGGUAG
Molecule: messenger RNA, 3324 nt
Organism: Capronia coronata CBS 617.96
Lineage: Eukaryota; Fungi; Ascomycota; Eurotiomycetes; Chaetothyriales; Herpotrichiellaceae
Product: DNA polymerase delta subunit 1
Exons: 2
Coding region: 1-3324 (1107 amino acids)
Biological process (GO): nucleotide-excision repair, DNA gap filling; DNA-templated DNA replication; DNA replication proofreading
Cellular component (GO): delta DNA polymerase complex
Molecular function (GO): nucleotide binding; DNA binding; DNA-directed DNA polymerase activity
Source: RefSeq, a predicted model, not a curated record